Messenger RNA from Arachis ipaensis, 921 nucleotides. RefSeq lists its product as uncharacterized. The record is from RefSeq and is a predicted model, not a curated record. NCBI's taxonomy places the organism in Eukaryota, Viridiplantae, Streptophyta, Magnoliopsida, Fabales, Fabaceae.
CAUGCGCUAAGAUAAGAGCCCAAAACCCCAAAAUUGCGUUGUUUAUAUAGAAUUGGCGGUGUCAUUUGUUAACCUGACUUAUCAAAAUGGCUUGUGAGAAUGAGAAUGGUAGGAAGGAGGAAGAGAAGUCACUGCCUCUCGUGAAUACUGACGACGACAAUAAGAUGGCAUCGGUGGAGUCUGAGAUUUCUGAGAAAGAGAAAGAUGAGCUGCGGCAACUUUAUGAGGAAGUCCUAAGAAGAAGGGGUGGGCCUUUCCGUCGUCGAAGACCAGAACGUGCGCACGAAAAACGAGGAGUCUUUGAAGGCCAUUCCAACAACACUCCAAAUAAGAUGGCAUCGGUGGAGUCUGAGAUUUCUGGGAAAGGGAAAGAUGAGGUGCGGGGGCCCGAAAUUCUCUACCCUCCUCGUCGAGAAAUAGAGCUUGCAGUAAAUGUGACGAAACUACGAUCAGAACUGAUUGUCCUCGGGCUAUUUGACGAGGAAUCCCGAAGAAGAACUACGAGGGACCAGUUUACCGCCCCGUCGUCAAGGCCAUUCCAACAAGACUCCAAAGGAGAAGCCUCCUAAAAUGGGUACAAAAUUCAAGAAGUCAUUGGGAAAGGAAGCUAUGGUGUUGUAUGUUCAAGCCACCAAAGAUUAUGAUAUAUUUGAGCACAUAUCUGAUGUUGCACACAUUCUAUGGGAGAUAAAGCUGCUUAGACUUCUUCGACAUCCUGAUAUUGUUGAAAUCAAACAUGUCAUGAUGCCUCCUUCUAGGAGGGAGUUCAAGGACAUUUAUGUUGUUUUCGAGCUCAUGUAGUCGGAUCUGCAUCAAGUCAUUAAAGCCAAUGAUGAUUUGAAAAGGAGCACCGUCAAUUUUUCCUUUACCAGUUACUCCAAGCAUUGAAGUAUAUUCACACCGGUAUAUUUCAAUAUCUAA